AUGGCUAGAUAUGCGUGGUAUACCAGAGUUACUGAUGCUAUUCAUCGUUUGACGGUUUUGACACUGAUCGGUGGUUCUAUCUACAUGGCGGGGGGCCUAACAUACACUCUAUACAAGAAUGGUACCAAAUAUGAGAAACAGGUAACGGACAAGAAGAAAGAAGAGGAACUACAGCAGCUAGAAGGUGCUGCGUCUUCUGCCGAAUAG
Molecule: messenger RNA, 207 nt
Organism: Zygotorulaspora mrakii
Lineage: Eukaryota; Fungi; Ascomycota; Saccharomycetes; Saccharomycetales; Saccharomycetaceae
Gene: COX14
Product: Cox14p
Exons: 1
Coding region: 1-207 (68 amino acids)
Source: RefSeq, a predicted model, not a curated record